Dentiscutata erythropus is the source of this 124-nucleotide messenger RNA. NCBI's taxonomy places the organism in Eukaryota, Fungi, Glomeromycota, Glomeromycetes, Diversisporales, Gigasporaceae. The record is from the annotation of a GenBank genome assembly.
UGGGCCAGCGAACUUGGCAUUCUUAAUAAAAGCUGGCCCAUUUUAAUAACUACGUUUAAAAAGGUUCCCCCAGGGACAAACGGAGGUGUAUCUCCGUUAGGUUUAUUCGCUUCUGUUUUGGGUG